Messenger RNA from Hepatospora eriocheir, 384 nucleotides. The record is from the annotation of a GenBank genome assembly. Lineage: Eukaryota; Fungi; Microsporidia; Hepatosporidae.
AUGUCAGCAUUAGCAAACGCUUGUAAAGCUAUAAAUAACGCAAAUAAGGCCAGAAAGAGUCAAGUAUGUAUAAUGAAUACUAGUAAAGAAUUAAAAGAUUUUUUGAUAGAAAUGAAGAAGCAUGGAUAUGUUAGUAAACUUGUUUUUAUUCAAAGUUGUAAUAAAGAAAAAGCAGUUAUUCGUUUGAAUGGAAGACUUAAUAAAUGUGGAGCUAUUUUACCAAGAUCCAGCUAUAAAUGUGAUCAGAUCCAAGCAGUAUCUAACAGAUUGAAACCAGCAAGACAAUUUGGACAUGUUUUAUUUAAGACAUGUAAAGGUGUAGUUGAUCAAAAUGAAGCCAAUGAAAUGAGAACUGGUGGUAAAAUUUUAGGAUUCUUUUACUAA